This is a messenger RNA of Miscanthus lutarioriparius, 1188 nucleotides long. The record is from the annotation of a GenBank genome assembly. NCBI's taxonomy places the organism in Eukaryota, Viridiplantae, Streptophyta, Magnoliopsida, Poales, Poaceae.
AUGGCGAGCAAGGUGAACCUGCGGGAAGCCAAGGACGACAUGGGGAGGAACACGCUUCACUUGGCCGCAGAGAAGGGUCACCUAGAGGUCUGCAGGUUCCUGGUGGAGGAAUCUGGGUUCGAUGUUGACUCCGUCUCUGCGGAAGGCCGGCGGCCGGUCCAUGGGGCUGCUGCCGGGGGAAGCGAGAGCGUCCUGAGGUACCUUCUCGACCGUGGUGGUGACCAAGUGAUGCCCGACUCCAAGGGCUCAACGCCUCUGCAUGAUCCAGCAGAGGAAGGGCAUUGUGAGGCUGUAAGACUUCUGCUGUCCAAGGGUGUUGAUGUGGAUGCAAUCAGUUCUUGUGGGACACCUCUGCACAUGGCUGCCUCCAGGGACCAGGAUCAGACUCUGAAGAUCCUGCUGGAGCAUUGUGCUGAUCCCAACAAAGUUGUCCUUCAGUACUUUCCACCACUCCUCAUGGCAUGCCGUGGGCGUUCCUUAAUAUGCAUGAAGCUACUGGUUGAGGCUGGUGCUAAUGUGAACUUUAUAAGUCCCGGUGGUCCAAUCAUUUUAAUGGAGGCUAUUAAUUAUGGCUUAAUUGAGAUUGUCAAUUUCUUGUUAGAGACUGGAGCUGACCCUAACAUUCCUGAUGAGAAUGGCAGACUCCCAAUCAUGCUACCAGCUACUCGUGAGAAACGUGAGCUUGUCGAGAUUCUACUUCCUCAGACAAAGCCAAUUCCAUCUGUGCCAGACUGGACUGUUGAUGGGAUUAUCAGAGCUAUGAAAUUGAUACAGUCGUCCGAGCCUCAGGAGUUGGUGGAAAAACGAUUAGCUGAUGCCAAGUCACAAGGAAAGGAAGCGUUUGCAGAUGGGCGCUAUGUGGCUGCCGCCUACUACUAUAUGCAGGCAAAAGAGAUUGAUCCGCAUGACGCCACCGUAUUCUCCAACCUGAGCCUAUGCUGGUUGCGGCUGAGAGAAGGGGAACAAGCUUUGGCAUACGCUCGGCAAUGCAAAGCGUUGCGUCCUGAUUGGUCCAAGGCAUGGUACCGUGAGGGCAUGGCUCUCAGCUUCCUCGAGGACUACAAUAGAGCGGUCAAUGCGCUCCAUGAAGCGCUGAAACUUGACCCUGCAAGCAACGAGAUCAAGGAAGCAUUAAGAGAGGCCGUGGAGGCACACUUGAACUCCUUGUUCAAUGGAGAGGACCCCUGA